Argentina anserina (silverweed cinquefoil) is the source of this 1904-nucleotide messenger RNA. RefSeq names its product early nodulin-like protein 1. The record is from RefSeq and is a predicted model, not a curated record. Gene Ontology annotation, molecular function: electron transfer activity. The transcript is spliced from 2 exons. Gene Ontology annotation, cellular component: plasma membrane. Lineage: Eukaryota; Viridiplantae; Streptophyta; Magnoliopsida; Rosales; Rosaceae. The coding region runs from base 1072 to 1620 and encodes 182 amino acids.
CCAAAACUGAAAGCAAGUAGAGUGACACAGUGAUUCGGGAUAUUAGAGACGACUGGCUUUUUGUAUCGAAGAAUCCAAGUUUAAGAAGUAAAUUCUGGGAGUACUAACCAGUAUUCUUACCACCCAUUGGCAAAGUGAUACAGGCCAAGGUUUACAUUUUCCCUUGGUAUCGGUGGCCAUCGUGAGUAGGUUCGGGUCCUCCCAACCAACAUAUCAGUACUCCAAUUUCCUACAUCAAACCUAACGGCUAUAUAAACCGCCCAACGUAACUGAGACCCUAUUGCCUUUCCUCCUUGGAACUUGAAUCGAUUAAAAUUUGAUUCAAGAGAAUUGACAUUAUCGUUUCGUUGCUCGCAUUCGUUCUAUAUUUUCAUUUUUUCCUUCUCUGUAGGGAGAUUAUUUACCAUAAUAUGAUAGUAUCAGUGAAAAGGGAUUAGCAUUUAAAAGGGUUCGGUUCAUGAACCAAUCUAACAGUCUUCAGAUAAAUGACAUUAAUGUUACCAUUUAACAUUCCCAAAUGAUCUGUAUUAUAAAACAAGAGAAUUGAACCUUCUACCCUACACAGUGACCCUGGCUAUUAGAGACCCUGUAUUAUAUGGGAUCAAAUUUGCAUUCAGAAAUCAUAUAUGAUCCCAUAUUUAGCUCCAAAUUAGAAGGGAAGGAUCAAAGAAACUUCAAUUUCCCUAUAAAAACAAAGUAGUUGGGGUUUCAUACACAAUUGGCUCAAAAUCACAAUUGAAAAGGUACACUAUCAAUCACAUAAUGUAGAGAGAUAUUAUCAUAAAUUGAUGUGCACAAUAUUUGAAUAGCCGUUUAACAUUUUUCUUCAAUGCACAAUAUUUGGAUUCACAUUUACAGCCCUGGAAGAAUCAAGUCAAAACCUGACGUUUCAUUUCGAUACUUGGUUAUCAUGAGCAGCUUCGGGUCCUUCAGAACCAAACCCCAACCCAAAGUCCCACAACAAACCUGACGACUAUAUAAACCAACCCCCGUAGUAACCGAAACCCUAGCUACUCAUCAUCCUUCUUCUGCUUCUGUUCUGUAACUUGAAAGUUGAAUCAUCAUCGAUCAAUGGCUUCCAAAACAAUCUGUCUUCCAGCGCUCUCCCUAGUCUUCCUGCUUUUUGCUCUCGCCGAAGCGAGAGAAGUCAUGGUCGAUGGCUGGACAGUUCAAAACUCCGAUCAUCUGACAAAGUGGACUCACAGACACCAUUUCACCACUGGCGAUGUUCUCAAAUGGAACACGAGCACAUCCCAGAUUUUCGACCCUCCAGUGCUGCAAGUGACAAAGGAAGCGUAUGAGAGCUGUGAAAUAUCAAACCCUCUCAAGGCUAACGUGACGGAGGUGACUCUGAACCCUGCUGGUAUGUUCUACUUCAUUAGUGGCGUUAAGGAGCUUUGUGACAAGGGAUUAAAGAUUACUGUGAAGGUUCAUGCUCAUCGUAAAGAUCAUGGGGCACCAGCUCCAGCACCUGCUAUGGCUCCGGAGAUGAAUAGUAUAGCGGCAGAGCCAGCUGCAUCACCAACAAGUGCUGCACCUCAUGGAUUAAUUGGUGGUGGGUUUAUGGCUUUCGUUGCGAUUGGGAUGACAGGUCUAGUAGGCUUGGCUUUGUGUGUUUGAUUUCGAUAUUUAGAGGAAGAGAGCGAUGUAUUGGGUUUAAAUUAAGUUUUAUUUCGGUAGUAUUCUGAAUAUGAAUUGAUUCUCUAGCAUGUUCAUACAUCUUUACUUUAUUCCAUGGCAUCACAGUAUGUUUACUUUGUUCGAAUGAAAUGACCUUUUGGAUUUGAUCUUUAUGGUUAUAUAUUAUCCUAUAUUGUAACACAUGCACUAUGUCCUUAAUGCCUGAAACUCUGAAACUAGGUUUUUCAGUACGUACAAAAGAGAUACGUACGUUGUUGCCUUUG